This is a messenger RNA of Spirodela intermedia, 705 nucleotides long. The record is from the annotation of a GenBank genome assembly. Lineage: Eukaryota; Viridiplantae; Streptophyta; Magnoliopsida; Alismatales; Araceae.
AUGGCGAAGGUGCAUCCCAACUCCACCGCUUCUUCUUCGGAGGCGCGGAGGAAGAAGGCAGAGGCCCCGCCGUCCUCCUCGCCGGAGUCCGGCGGAGAGGCCGCGGUGCUGACGGUAUGGAGGAAGUCGCUGCUCUUCAACUGCAGCGGCUUCACUGUUUUCGACGACAAGGGAAACCUCUUCUUCCGCGUCGACAACUACUCCUCGGGGAAGAGAGCAGAGGUCGUCCUCAUGGACGCCGCCGGCCGGCCGCUCCUCUCCAUCCGCAGAAAGGUAAUUCGGCUACCCCACUGUCUCCUCGCCAGAAACCUAGAAUCUUCAGCUUCGGAUCUGACGCUUGUUCGAUGAAAUGUCACGCAGAGAUUGAGCCUGAGCGAGCAGUGGUUAGUGUACGAGGGAGAGGACUCCACUGCGCCGCUGUUCUCCGUAAAGAAGCCCUUCGGAUUCCUCCAGCCGAGGGCUCUGGCCCGCGUGGCUCCGAUCGGCGGCCGGUUCUGCGGGUACGAAGUGGAAGGCUCCUUCUCACGGCGGAGCUGCGCGGUCUACGACGGGCGGCGACGCCGGGUGGCGGAGAUCACCAGGAAGGAGUCCGCCGGCGGUGUGGGAUUCGGCGGCGACGUCUUCCGCCUCGUCGUCCUCCCUGGCCUCGACUCCGCCGUUGCCAUGGCCAUCGUCAUCCUCCUGGAUCAGAUGUUCCCAAGCUGA